Molecule: messenger RNA, 2118 nt
Organism: Eleginops maclovinus (Patagonian blennie)
Lineage: Eukaryota; Metazoa; Chordata; Actinopteri; Perciformes; Eleginopidae
Product: protein FAM13A-like
Source: RefSeq, a predicted model, not a curated record
AUGACAGGGGCCAAGGCUCGCAAACAACUCAAAGAGAUGAGGCUUAGGCAGUCUGUGUUCGAGUCGAAGGACCCGGACCAUCAGAGCUGCAGGACGGGUGAGCAGGGAGCCCCGGAGACCCUGGAGGAGACGGUGGAGUCGCUGUUCAGACGCCUGAGGGAGAAGAGGCAGGCUCUGAACCUGCCAGACAACAUGAAGGACAUGACGCAGGCUCAGAUGGUUCUGGAGAAGAUCACCCUGCAGAAGUGUCUGCUGUACUUUGAGAGCGUUCACGGCCGGCCGGGGGUGAGACAGGAGCGGGUGCUGGUGAAGCCGCUGUACGACCGAUACCAGAUGAUCAAACGCCUGCUGUGUGUCAGCCCCACCAUCACCACCAUCGAGGAAGAGGACGGUUCUGAUGAUGACUCACUGAUGAGCUCCAUGACCCUCGACCCGCCGCCCGGCCCUCCCCCCUGCAUAACCACCCAUUCCCCCCCCGGAGAGGAGGACGGCGACCCGGCCUUUGUGUCGCCGAUCGUUGAAGUGAAACCCGUCCAGCAGCAGCUGGACCUCACCGUCAGCAACCUGCACGAAGCCAGCAGGUCUCAGCUGCUGCAGAGUCUCCGUGAGACGAGAGCCGAGAAGAAGACCAGACGGAAAGUUCUGAGGGAGUUCGAAGAGGAGUUUUACCGACAGACCGGCAGGAUCUGUCAGAAGGAGGACCGCAGUCCGAUGAAGGAGGAAUACCAGGAGUACAAACAGCUGAAGGCCAAACUCCGCCUGCUAGAGGUCCUACUCAGCAAACAGGAAGUCCAGCUCAGCAGACAGGAAGUCCCUAAAAAACACAUGUGAAGCUCUCAGACACUCUGCCAAACAAGACCAAAACUCCAGAGAGGAGGAAAGGUCUUCUAUUUCCCCGAUCAGAGGACCGGAGGUGGGGUGAUGACACGCUUUUACUUUCCGACGUCUCUUCAUAUUUCAGCUACGUUAGCUGCUAACCCGAGCGGAACACGUCCACCCAUCGCAAUCUGAUACCUUUCACUUCAAUCAGAGCCGGUGUUAGAAAAAGUAAUACUCCGAACGAAAUUUAAAGAAGUCAAAUUUACGAGUAAAAAGUCACAAAUGGACAAGAAAAACCGAAUAUUCUCGGAGGGAAAUUGUAGAUUCUGGGGAAAGAAAAACAAUUUAUGAGAAGAAAAAAAAAAGUCCAACUUAUUCAAGGACAAAUCCCCGAUUCCAGAAACAUGGUGUUCGGGUUUGGUUUCUGGUGACCUAAAUCACGGCUUGAUCUGUUUGUUGUUGACUUCUCCAAAUCCUGCCAAAGCAUUUACAAACAUGCAUAAAACGUUAUCGUCAUGCAAACAUCGCUCUGUUUUAAAGGUAUGAUAACAUUCAAAUGAUUAUUGAAUAAAGGCCGCGAAUGAGGGAAGGAACUCUUCUCUGUUUACUUCUUUACGGUGGCCGACAGGAGACAGAUAUAAAAACACGAAUCUGCCAAAACACAUGCAUGUUUCCUCUGCUGAAUGUUCUCUAGAUGCUGCAUGUGUUGAAGAGCUGCUGCAGAUGUUUCUUCAUGAGUUCUGAUUUGAGUUUCUAUAUCUGCAUCCUCUCUGAAGCUGCAGCACCUUCCUCCUGAUGAUCUGCUUGUAGCGGGUUUGCACCUGCAGGCCUCCGACCUUCACCACGUCCUCUCUGAACUGUAGAAACUGUGAAUACUUCAGAAAAGUUUGAUAAAAAGAGAGAUCUGUCAGUGGAAACCAGCAGUGUGUAUUAAUCUACCUGCAGCUUCCUCUCCAUCCUGUUUGAUUUAUCGGACCAAAACUUUAUUUUGUACUCGUGUGUGUGUGUACGUGAGCUUGAAGCACUUUAAUGGAAGAAGAGGAGACUGAUGAACUGAAGUCUUUGGGACGGAGAUGCAAUGUAGAGAUAACUGUUUGUGUCAGAGAGAUGUAUCUGUGUUCACAUCAUAGCACACAUUUUUCCAGAUGUUUGCUAUGCAGCAUGGUGCUGCUGGUUUAUAUUUAAGGAGUGAAGAGGCAGCAGCAACGGACAUCAAGUUCCCAAAGUUUUGCAGUCGUCUACGAUGUGUCCGAUGGAUCAUGAGAGCGACGAUUUCCCCAACACGUCUGAGAGCGUGAA